GUCAUUUUAAUGCAUGAGACGACUGUGAUGAUGCCUUUUUUCAGUGUUUAAAUGUAAUCAUUUAACAGAGAGAUAUCACUUCCCAAUAGGUUGUUAUAUAUAUAUAACAUACUUAGAAUUAAAGUUAUUUUUUUAAUUACAUAAAAAUUAAUCAUAUAAAUAAAUAUCGGAAAUGAGCUCAUUAACCAAUCAAUUAACAAAAUGUAGCAGGCCAAAAAAUUCAAAACAUAUUCGUUUUCAUGGUGUUCCAUCAUUUUCACCAUCUCUACUAUCCAAUCCAUACUUGAAUCAGUUAGAUUUGUGCACUCCGGAUUUAUGCGUGAAUUGUUCGUCUAAUUUAGAAAUUAAUAAUAUUGUUCAUUUAGAUACAGUAUUUGAUUCAAAAAUAUCAAAUUAUUAUAAUAUUCCAUUGUGGAAUAAUCAUUUCGCAUUGGAUUUAAAUGAAAAUCUUAAACAAUAUGCAAUCACUUCUAAAUUGGUGAAUUUAAAUUAUCCUUUCAAUGACAAUGGAGUGUAA
Messenger RNA from Schistosoma turkestanicum, 517 nucleotides. Lineage: Eukaryota; Metazoa; Platyhelminthes; Trematoda; Strigeidida; Schistosomatidae. The record is from the annotation of a GenBank genome assembly.